Molecule: messenger RNA, 7344 nt
Organism: Plasmodium cynomolgi strain B
Lineage: Eukaryota; Apicomplexa; Aconoidasida; Haemosporida; Plasmodiidae
Exons: 2
Coding region: 1-7344 (2447 amino acids)
Source: RefSeq, a predicted model, not a curated record
AUGGACAGCUUCAAUGAUAGGAGCAUUCUGCGGAACUAUAAGAAAAGCGUCCAAGACUUAAAAAGAGUCAAAACUUCAGCACGAACUGAAAACUACCAAAAAAUGAGCCCUGCUAAUGGGGAAGGCAAAAACGAUGCAAAGUAUACAAUAUCACAGGAUCAAAGUGAAAUUUUUUCAAAUAGCAAUCACUCUGAUGCGAAUUUAUUCUCGGAUAAUAAACCCUUCUUAUGUGAUUCGAAAACGUACUACAGUAAGCACAGCAGCCAUAGCAACUACAGCAGCCAUAGUAACUACAGCAUCCAUGACAACCACUUCAAACGAGUAACAUAUAUGGAAAGGCAGAAAAUAACCAAAGACAAACACGAGAGUAACAUUUCCAGCGUAAAUAAAGCUCACCUAAAUGUGAAAAACAAAUUUGUAAGGAAUAACAGUGCAGCGAAGUAUGGAAUAAAUCUAAACAAAUCCCUCGACAAAAUUAGCAAAAUAAGAAUUAUGCAAAAGUUUAGAAGAAACAUUCACAGCCACAACAAUGAAAGGGAUAAACACCGAAUCGGCACCUUCGAACACAAUAACCUUUUCGACAAACAUACUGCACGCGACAGCACUAAAAAUACUACUAAUAGUAACAACAACAUGAAGUUCAAAGAUUUUUAUCACAAUAGAUUAGACAGCGCAAGUACAUGCGAUAGGGAAAUGGGGACAAAUAACAAAAACGUUAACCACUACAAAAACAACUCCUUUCAUGAUAACCCCCAAAAUUCAAUUAAAAAAAAUCUAAAUGAAGUGGCGAAACAGAAUGGAAAAAACAUCAAUUCGAAUUUCCCCCCAAGUAAUCAAAUUAAAAGUAAACCAACUGUCAUUCCCAGUAGUAUCAUUUCGCUGAACACAAAACACAUGACCAUAUUUAACGAUAAAACAAAAUUUCCACUUUACUUCCACCCUAUGAACCAUUCUGAAAAAUUAAAAAAUGUAAGCACCCCUCAUAUGAAUAACAACUCCUAUUGUAACAAUGGCAAUUAUGCCAACAUUAAAAUGGGAAGCAAUCCCCCUGACGGUAAUGCUUUCCAAAAAAGUAACUUCCUCCAAAAAAGCGACCUCACCUUUAGCGUGAAUAAACGGAUGGAACACUUCAACCUUUCACAUUAUUUAAGUAAUCACAUACAGGGGGAAAAAAGCGUUAACCCAAAACACAACAUAGCUGAGGACUCAAAAAGGAAAGAUGAACUAAUUCAUAAUAAAAGUGCCAACUGGAACGAUUCAGUUGUCCAAUUCAUGAAUGAGUAUAUGGAAAAAAAACAGUAUCUUCAAAAUUUACAAAAAUUUAAUGACGGCCUGAAGAAUAUUCCUGUCGGAAAGACAAACCCACUCAUUAGCAAUUUCAACUUGAGACACUCAUUUGAUAUGAGCAGAAACAGCAAUGUGGUUAAAAAUAAUAAAUCCAUAAAAAAUAAUUAUUUUAAAAAAAUUGUAGAGGGAGAAAACACGAAAUCAAAGCUAUACGAAAAUUACGUAGACUUUGAAAAGGAAUUCAGGGAUAAAACGAAGGUGCCAAAUUUUUUGAAAAAAACGAAUGAACAAACUGCAGUUUUAUUUCCUCAAAAUAAUUAUGAUGAAAAACUUCAUCCACAUUUUCCUUUUAGCAAAAAUAAUAGCAGUGCAAAACGCACACUUAGCAAUGUGGGUGAAAAAAGGAGUGUUGUGAAAAGUGAACCACUAAAAACAAGUGACAACGCUUGCAAAAAACAAGAAACUAAAAAAGUCAAUGCACACAUAAUUAAUAUUCCUCUAAAUUUUAAAUUAAAAAAAAAAAAAAUUAUAAAUUGUAAAAAUAUUAGUCAAGAUACAUCAGGUAAAAAAGAACAUAAUUACACAAGCGCGUUGUUAACUGACCGUUAUAGAAAUUUUUUAAAUAGGGAAAAAGAACAAAAACAACAAAAUUUAAAUUUUAACGAUAAAGCAGAAAUUUUCAGUAGAGGCGAAUUUCUCGGUUCCUUUUUAAAAAAAGAUUUGCAAGAUGAACAAUGUAUGCAUGUUGAAAAAUUAUUUAAUUCAGAUAUGGACGACACGAUGAGCAACCAAGGGAGAGAACAAGCUAAACAGAAAAGGGAGGAUAAAACGCGCGGAAAAAGGGAUAAUGCUGAUCAUGAUGCAGAUAGUGCUAACACACAACUUGGCCAAAAUAUCGCCCACAUGGAGAAGCAAAGGGAAGAUAAUUCCACACCCGAUUUGAGUACACACACAGGAGCUUGCGGCCAUGGGAUUUAUGUGCAAGAACAACUGCACGAACAACAGCGUAAACUAAUAUCAGGAUUAAAAGAGAAAAAUGGGGAUCAUGAAAAUGAAGCACAAAAAUUAUCCCCAGCAGCAUCAGAAUUGACUCAAAAUUUUAGCAAAAAUGGAAAUGACAGCGAAGAUGGCAAAAAGGGAAAUAUAGAAAUGGCUAAAUUUUCCGCUAGAAAUAUUCUGGAAACACAAAAUUUGGAUGAACAAAAUGGCAGGCGCGAGAUAGAACAACAGGUCCUUAAUCCAUCCAUUUUUGAGAAGGAAAAAAAGGAAGAAGAAUGCCUCGACAGAAAAAAUGAAACAUGCAAUGGCAGUGAUAAAGAAGAAGAAAAAAAAGAAGAUCUCGACCUACCUAUUAAUUGGGAAAUUUUUAACAACAUAUAUAGCAGCAACACAGAUAAUGAGGCCGCUUUAAAAAGUUGUGCAAGAAGGGACGACCAGGAAUCACACUCACUAGGCAGACCAAGCAAUAUUCAGAAUGAUGGCACGUCUGACACUACAAUAAGUAAAUUUUUGAAAGAGGAAAAUAUGGACGAAGAAGAUGCAUACGAAUAUGAACCGGGGGCAAGCAAACAAGAUGUCGAAAUGGGCGUUGAAAAAGGAUACUAUUCUGCACAAAGCUACCACAACAAUGGGGAGAACAAAUAUGCGAGCAUCCAGAGCGGUACCAUUGAUGAAGACAAAAAAAGGAGAAACGUAGAUCCACAACACGAGGGACAAAUCACCACAAAGAAGGAAGAAGUAAAAGAAGAAAAAAAACAAAAAGAGGAAAGCGUACAAGGGGAAUGCUUCAAAAACGUCUCUGAAGACAAAGAUAGCACCCCAGAAGAUGAAGACGCAAAGAGCGAAAUGAGCAAAAAGGACCAAAAAAGGACCAUUAACGAUGAUAUUACGAAGGGUGAGACUGACAAAUCGAACUCCUUAACUAGCCACAGCGAUGUCGAAGAUUUCAAUGGCCCCACAGAAGAUGACUCAAAAGAAGAAGUAAGUGCUACCAAUUUUAAGCAGCAAAAUGGCAGAAAUAGAAGUUCCUUUUUAAAUGACAAAAUUGAAGAAGAGGAGGAAGAAUUAACGCUGGAAAGUAUUCGCGCCCUAUUCGAAACAGAAUGUACAGAAGAAGCAGCAAAUGAAGAAAAGGAAAAAAAGGAACCAACACAAAAUGGUUACAUCAUGCAGGAUGAAACGGAUAUAAGAAGAACCAAUAAUAACGAUUACGUGCAUGUUCAGGAUGAAGAAAAACUAAAGCGUUACGAAACUGAGCAGAAAAAAUCUCCGAAUAGGCAUGAAAACAGAGAAGACGAAGUUUUGACGUAUAAACAGGUAACCCAAAUGGAACCAAAGGGUGAUGGCGAAGAACCAAAAGGGAUAGAAAUGGAAAAAGAAAAUAUGCACAAUGGGGACAACACCGAAGAGUGUAAACAGAAAAAGGAUUCAAAUAAAUGCGAAAAAGGUGAACAUGCUGAAAGCGGAUAUAAUGCAUGCAUAGAUGAAACUUUAAAUGAAGAGAUUCUUUAUGGAAAUGAGACAAAUGGAGAACAGAAUAAAAAUGAAAAAAACAGCGAAAUGGAUUAUGAAAAGUGCAAAGAAAGUAAUAGAGACCUAUCUGAAAUGGACAUUUCAAUCGGCCGUAUCACCCCCCAAAAUGAUGAUGAAAGCAACAGCGACCAACGUGUAAGUAAAAAUGAUGACAUAAGAGAAAGUACAACUCCUAAAGGCACAGACACUCCGGGGGGGAAUAAGCGCGUAACCCCAAACUAUGACGCUCUUGUUAAAGCUGAAUUCAAUGAAAAGGACAUAUAUUCCCCUACUCAAAUGCUGAAUGAUGACAAUGUUAACAAGGAAAUUGAACAUAUAGAUUCGAACAAAGUGACAAGCAAUGAAACAAUAACAGGCUUUAAUCCUCUCCUCAUAGAAAUAAAAAAACAUGCGUUAUUUAAGCAAUUACAUAUCAAAGAAAAUCGACUACGUUACAUUAACUUCUUGUAUAACUCAUUCGACUACGAUACGGGAACAGUUAGCAAGGAAAGAGAAAAUGGACCACAAAAUGGGCCAUUAAAUGGACCACAAAAUGGGCCACUAAAUGGACCACAAAAUGAGCAACAAAAUGGAACACUAAAUGGACCACAAAAUGUGCGACAAAAUGAGCCACGAAAUGAAGUAAAGAACGAAAUUAGCGCUUGCAGCAGUAACGGCACUAAAAAGGACAGAACAAAAAGUUACGCGCAUAGAACGCACUUUGAAGAAAAGGUCAGGCGAAUUUUUAAUUCAGCACAAGACCAAAAUGAAGCAGUUCACCAGAGCAGUAGUAACAUACAAAGCACAAGAAAUGCCACUAAUGAGCCAUUAAAUGAAAAAAUAGAUAGCCAAAUUGAAGGCAAUAAAUCUAGUGACUCUAACAUGAUAUGCGAAAAGGAACAGGGCAGUGCAACUCUCCAGAACGAACCAAUUCAACCAAACACACAAACUGAAAUGGUGAAGGAAAAAGAUAUUGAAACGGAAGAUAAACAUUCUGCAGUCUUCGAUGAAAAGAAUAAGAACCACCACAUUGACCACCACAUUGACCACAGCAUUAACCAGAGCACUGACGACACCGAUGACGACUCUGAUGAGAACGCAGAAGAUAAAAAUAUUUUGUACGAAGACAUUAAAAGAAACCUAUGGCUGCAAAAUACGAAUCUUUCUGAAAAUAGAGUACAAUACAUCCAAGUCGAAUCGGUGAAAUGCAUCAUGUUGUUUUGCUAUCUGCACAAAAUUAAGUAUUUCCAAGGCAUGCACGAUAUGAUCAUAUGUCUCUUUUAUUUAAACCUUCAACCCUACGAAAUUCUCUGCGUCUUUGAAAAGAUACUACAUUAUUAUGCCCCCUAUUUGUACCUACAAAAUAGUUGCAUGUAUAGCUCUCCACGAAUUAAUGCAAGCACACAGGCGGACACGAUUAGCUGCGCCAUAUCAAACAUAACUAUGCAAAUAUGUAACACUAAUGGGAAAUUUUUUCGUCUUCUAUUUCAAUAUUUUUUCCCGUAUGUUAGUUAUUACGUCGAUACGGCAGUCAGCGACACAUGGCCAUCUUUAUUUUUCCUGAACCUUAUCUUCAGCAAAUUCGACAAUGUGUUCUGUUUGCUAUAUUUAUGGGUACGAUUAAUACAAAUGAAAAAUCAAAAGAGUGAAGUUACUUGUGAUUUUAUUCUUUUCAUAUUAUCCUUCUGCAUGCACAAAUUGAGGCUGGUCAAAAGCGAAUUUUACGAAAAAAGAGGUUUAACGAGUAUGUUUACGAAUUCCACAUCUGUACUGUCAAGCGAGGGCAAAAAUAGGGAUGAAAAAUCUACACAAGGACAAACCGAAAAAUGCAGUCAUAAAGUAAUAAAACAAGUACACGGGGAUGAAAGCAAUUGUAAAAAGGAUGAACACAAGGGAGACGACGAAAGGCAGGCAACACAUGAGGAAUGCGCCAAACAGGCAGACAACCAAACUGAUAAUAAAAUUCCCCAUCCGAUACAGACAAAGAGGAAAUAUACUCAAAAAGGUGAAGAAAAAGUAAAAGCAAAAGAAAUUAUUCGAAAAAUAAAAUUAUCCACGUACAGCUCAGAAAUGUUUUCUCUAUUUUUUGAAUUCAGUUCAUCUUUUGAUGACCAUUUUGGGGAUAAAUACAAAAUGCACAUAGACUGUAUAAUAAAUGAUAUCCCCAAAAUUAGAGACAUUAUUCCUUUGAGCUUUUUACACUUCCUUACGAAAUAUAAUUCUGCAUAUCAGAAGAAGAACAAGAAAAACAAGAACAGCAACAGCGUGAAAAACCUCUACGGGUACACAAAAAACCAAAAAGUAUCGAACAGCUUUACACACACCCCGGAUGAACAUUUGUGCCUACAUAUAAAACUGUCAGAUUUGUUUUUUAUUCAUAACAAUGUAGAGGGAUAUGAUUUUAUUUUCCUGCGAUUAGUAAAGUGCCAAAUAAUUUUGAGCAAGUUGAUAUUAAUUAAUCCUGGUAACUUGGUCAUAGAAAAUUUUGCGCGUUUUAAAAAUGUAGACGAAUUUGUAAAGCAUAAGAAAAAACUACAUAUACCCACCAUGUACAGAAGAACAAUGUACAUCGUUCUCCUAUGUUCCCGAGAAAAUAAUGCGAAAUUGAAAGAUUGGCACAUGAACUCGAACGAUAGGUAUAUGCAUAAAGACAAGACAAACACGGCAAGUAACGGAAAAAGUGAAUCCCAAAACGUAUAUUCCAACAGAGUUUUUUUCAAAAGAAACAACAACAAAAAAUACAUGUGCUUCGAACAUGAUUGUGAAUUCCCCGUAGAUAAUACCUACCUCAAAAACCUCAUAACAACAUUGGUAAAAAACAAUUUUAAGCGUUUAACCAUACUCAAAGUACAUCCAAAGGUGGUCAAAAUAAAGAAUAAGAAAAAAAUAACAGAAAAGGGCACAGCAGAUCGUAACGAACCCGUAAAAGAAAAUAGCUUUUUCUUUCAUAUGUUCAACAUAGUGAAAAAGAAGAUAUACCAAAAUAUUACAAAAGAUACUGAGCCGAAUAAGAACACUCCUCUCCAAAGCAAUCAACCACAAAAUAACAAUACAAAAUUUGCCUUAAAGGAAAAUAAUUUUAAAAUGUUCAACGACAGGAGGAUAAGAAAAAGAGUAAACUAUAGCAACAGAAAACCAGUUUUGUAUUCAAAAAAUGUUAUGCAGAAAAACAAAUAUGAAAACCCCCCAAAAAAAUUAAAUAAUGACAUCCCAAAUGGUUCAUCAGACAAAAUGCAAAAUAAGGUAGACAAAAAAAUUCAGAUGUUCCUCUUAAAAUUUCGUAAACGUAAUGAAUCAAAGAGACUAGUACAUGGUUUUAGGACGAUUGGAAAGAGAAUGAAUUUAACUUUCGGAUUAUUUCCUAAGCCCUAUGUCGACCCCGUUAACAAUCGAUCAAAUGUGAGGGAGGGCUGUGUGCAUAGAAGACUCCCAAAACAGAGACAGAAGAAAAGCAUUUUCCGCAUUUUAAAAAAAACAGAAAUAAAUUUAGAGAAAAACAAACCACACAGCAAUAGAACCUCGUUGAACAACAAAACAGACGCAUAA